This is a messenger RNA of Trachymyrmex cornetzi, 522 nucleotides long. RefSeq lists its product as uncharacterized. The transcript has 3 exons. The record is from RefSeq and is a predicted model, not a curated record. The coding region runs from base 1 to 522 and encodes 173 amino acids. NCBI's taxonomy places the organism in Eukaryota, Metazoa, Arthropoda, Insecta, Hymenoptera, Formicidae.
AUGUACAAUUUUAAGGCGACCAACGUGUAUGGUUUUUCUGUAUUUCUGGAACAUAUUAUAGUUACAUUUUAUAUAUUUUGUUUAGCAAAAGUGUGUUCAUUGCAUUUUUCGGAAGAUUCAUUCAUAGUACCAAAAAGGAAAUCAAAAAUUGCAAAGAAGAAGACAAUAUUGCACCUUUUACGCAGUGCUGUACCAACAUUAUUUUUAACACCAGCAGAAGACAGAACAAAUACUAUGGAAAACAUGGAUUUUAAAAUUAUUCGUCGAGAAUUUCCACUUGUCUGCAAUCCAGACACAAGCAGAGACGAAAAUGUAGAAAGUAGCAGUGGGAUUGAUGCAGUGAGUCAAUCUUGCGAUGAUAGCAUUGCGGUAACACCAACAGUAUGCUCUACAAGUAAUCCAUGGUUGAAUGAAUCCUUCCGAGUCACUCGUACACCACCAAGUGCAUUACACACACUUGGAACCGAUUUCAGUAAAACGUUUCCUAGAAGGUAUGGUAGCAGUGCAUUCAUCAAGAUAUGA